Scylla paramamosain (green mud crab) is the source of this 9409-nucleotide messenger RNA. It is a transcript of the gene fray, whose product is annotated as serine/threonine-protein kinase OSR1-like. Gene Ontology annotation, biological process: protein phosphorylation; activation of protein kinase activity; protein export from nucleus. Lineage: Eukaryota; Metazoa; Arthropoda; Malacostraca; Decapoda; Portunidae. Gene Ontology annotation, molecular function: ATP binding; protein serine/threonine kinase activity; protein serine/threonine kinase activator activity. Gene Ontology annotation, cellular component: cytoplasm; serine/threonine protein kinase complex. The transcript is spliced from 16 exons. Bases 1309 to 3762 code for a protein of 817 amino acids. The record is from RefSeq and is a predicted model, not a curated record.
ACCUCUGCCCGUCAGUGUGCGAUUGUAUCUUGUGAGAGAAGGUUGUGCGCCGCUGCCUCUCCUUUGACGUGUGUACUCUUUCCCUUGCGUGUGCGUGGUGGCUUUGGCACUUCACGUACACACACGCACACACUACCUGCCGUCUACGAGGUGACGAGACGCAGCGUGGAGAAGCGAUGGCGGAGAGCGAGGCGUGAGAGGCGCUGAGUCUUGGCCUACUUGAAGUGGAGGGAAUGAAUUGGUAAACAGGCGAGAGAAAGGAAGAAAGAAAGGUGGGCAAAGAGAACAGGAGGGUGGGCGGAUAGCAGAGGAGGAAGAGGGAAGGAAGAGAGAGAACUAGAAGAAAGGAAGAAAGUGAGAAAAAUUAAGGAAAGAAGGAAAGAAAGCAAUAGAAAAGAAAGGAAAGCAAGUAAAAAGAAGGAAAGAAGGAAAGAAGGAAAAUGGGUUACUGCUCGUGAGGCCCAAUAAGUCUGCUGCUGUUUGUUCUUCCUUUUUAUUCCUUUUUUGCUGCUGCUUCUCUCCAGAGUGUUGCCAAGUGAAUGGUCUUGUUUGGGUCAAGCAUUUUGUGGUGACAGAAGAAUUCGUGUGCGUGUGUCGAGCAAGCGUGUGUGUGCUGAGGUAUUAGUGCACACGAAACACACACACACACACACACACACACACACACACACACACACACACACACACACACACACACACACACACACACACACACACAUACACACACACACGCAAUUAACAUACUUACACGGGAACGUUUUUUGAGAACUUCCAACACCACGUCUUAGAAUCGUAUGAGGUUUUUUAUUAUAGAAGAGAAAAAAAAAUAAUAAUUGCAAGAAAAAAUCCCUGCUGUGAACCAUUUGCGCGAGAAUUAAAAGGAAAACGUGAAAAGAAAAGUUUCAGUCGGAGAGUGAAGCUGAUAAUAAAGAAAUAAUUUGUGAGAGAAAAAUAGGAGGAGAAAAUCAUUCCAUACUGAAAGUGAAAGAAAAAUAAUACAAGUUGAAUUAGUUGAAAAUUAUAUGAAAAUUGAAGUGAAAAUCGUGGAUUAGUAAAAGAGAGACAGCUUAUUGACCACACCAGAUGAAGUUCAGUACAUAUUAAAAGAAAGAAAAUAUUGAAAAGUUACAGAAUAAAUCAAUAAAAAAGUAAAACAAGGCAAAGAAAAAGAGGAGAGAGGUAUUAAUUCAAAUGAGUGAACCGGAACUUUGAGAGAAGAAAAGAAGGAAGGAGGGAAGGAAGGAAGAGAAGGAGGAAGAAGAGGACAAGAAUUUUCAUCAUCUACUCAUCGACUCAAGACACUUCACCAUGUCUAAUAUUGUGGCACAGCGCGUCAUGCAGAGCCCCGCCCAGGAACGCAGCCGCAUCACCCGCAGGAGAAGUGAACCAGCGCCCGCCCCGUCCUCCUCUCCGGCUGCUUCGCCCUCCACACGCCGCCCCAGAGUCUUUUCCGGCCGCAGAAAGAUAACCCCGGGCCUGAUGCCACCGGGGUCGCCAGGAACUUAUCGAAAAAAGUCGUCCUCGUUGGAGCUGCCGGCGGCUCUCCAGCAGCUGCCUCGAACACACCGCCCGAGUUUGUGUGACACCAAGAUGGCCGAAGACAAGCCCUGGCCCAACACCAAAGAAGAUUACGACCUGAGAGAAGUGAUUGGUAUUGGUGCUACAGCUGUGGUCCACUCAGCACUAUGUAUCCCACGGAACGAGAAAUGUGCUAUCAAAAGGAUAAACCUGGAAAAGUGGAAUACGAGUAUGGAUGAACUCCUGAAAGAGAUUCAGGCCAUGUCAUUGUGUCACCACGAGAAUGUUGUCACGUACUACACAUCCUUUGUGGUGAAGGAGGAGCUGUGGUUGGUCCUCAAGCUGCUGGGGGGCGGGUCACUCCUCGACAUCAUCAAGCACAGGAUGAAGAGCACAGACUGCAAGCAUGGAGUGUUUGAUGAGGCAGUUAUCGCCACAGCACUUAGGGAAGUACUGAAGGGCCUUGAGUAUUUCCACAACAAUGGACAAAUCCACAGAGACAUCAAGGCUGGGAACAUCUUGCUUGGAGAGGACGGGGUAGUACAGAUUGCAGACUUCGGAGUCAGUGCCUGGCUCUCCACGGGCGGUGACCUUUCUCGCCAGAAGUCUCGACACACCUUCGUGGGGACGCCCUGCUGGAUGGCACCUGAGGUCAUGGAACAGGUGUCUGGCUAUGACUUCAAGGCAGACAUCUGGUCAUUUGGCAUCACUGCGAUAGAGAUGGUGACCGGCACAGCGCCCUACCACAAGUACCCACCCAUGAAGGUGUUGAUGCUCACUCUGCAGAACGACCCACCCACUCUGGAGACCGGUGCUGAGGAGAAGGACCAGUACAAGGGAUAUGGCAAGGCGAUUCGCAAGAUGAUUGCUGACUGCCUGCAGAAGGACCCCACCAAGAGGCCCACAGCAUCAGAGCUCCUGAAACACCCCUUCUUCAAGAGAGCCAAGGACAAGAAAUACCUCCAGAGUGUGUUGCUGCAGGGCGGUCCGUCCAUAGAGGAAAGAGUGGCCAAGGAUGAGCCCUUCUUAAGACGGAGGCAGUCCCGCAGCAGGCAACCUGGCACAUCAGGCCGACUCCACAGAACACAGAGUGGUGACUGGGUAUGGUCCAGCGAUGAGGAGGAUGAGAAGGAUGCAGAUGAGGCUGACAAGAUCUCCAUCAGCAGCAGUGAAAGCAGCAAUGAGAAGCAUCAACAACAGCAGUCGCAGUCACAGUCCUCAACACUGUCUGAGUCCACACAGUCCUCCACGCAGCAGCCUCAGGUAACACAGCAACAGCAGCCCAAGACACAGGAGCAGCAGCCACCUCUGCCACCACAGUCAACCCCUCCAGCCACACAGACCAGUCCAGUUAUAGAGGCCACACCACAGCAGCAGCAGCAGCAGCAACAGCCACAGCCAGUACCAACACAGCCGCAGCCAGUACCAACGCAGCAGCCAGUACCACAACAGCAGCCAGUCCAAACUCAGCAGGAUGGAAUACCACCACAGUCAAUGUUAAUUCAGCAGCAGCCUCAGCCUCCACUUAGCUACCAGCCACAGGUCAUGCAACAGUUAGCAGGUGGUGUUGGUGGUGUUACCCCACAGUCAUACCCUAUCCAGUACCAGCAGCCAGUAGCACCACAACAGGUCCUCCAGCACAUGGCCUCUGUCCCUCAACAGCACCCACAGCAGUUACCUCCUCAGGCAUAUCCACUCCAGCACAUCCCCCAACAGCCUGUGGGAAUGAUGCCACAACAGGUGCCUGGCAUGGUGGCAGUGAGUGGCAUGGUGCCUGACAUGAUGAUGGCAGCUCCCAUGGCUCCUGUCAUGUCCACUGCCUUACCUCAGGGCAUGGCAUACCCUCAACCUGUUGCUGAUCCCAACAUGUCCCUGCCCAUGGCCCAGAUGCCCCAGGGGGUGACUGAGGGCUACGUGACUGCCCCUGUCCAGCAGGUGCAAGCGGAGAGUGAUCCAAUCAACUUGGUGCUAAGGGUCAGAAACCAAAGGAGAGAACUCAAUGAUAUUCGAUUUGAGUUCAGUGUGGGGCGAGACACAUCUGAGGGUGUGGCAUCUGAACUUGUGGCUGCCGGACUGGUGGAUGGCAGGGACCUGGUGGUGAUUGCUGCCAAUCUGGACAAGAUCACUCAGCACCCUGAACUCGGCCAAAACCUUACUUUUAGACUGAACUCUGACUGUGAACCCAGUGAGACGCCUGAUGACAAGGCGUUAAUAGGGUUUGCUCAGCUGACCAUCUCAGACUGACGGGGGAGCGAGGUCCUCCACCCCCAGGGUUCCCCGGGCACCAGGAGGGCCUGAGGCACCACUGCAGGAGGCUUGUGCCACCCCUGUGUGAUUUGUUAUGAUCAAAAGUGGAUGCUGGAAAUAGUCUUUUUACAUUGUCAGUUUUCUGUGUGAUGUGUUACUCAGUACUGAGAUGAAGAAGGAAGUCAAGUGAGGGUGUCUUGUGCCAGUGUGUCCAGGCCGUAUCACCCAUGAGAGGCAACAGUCAUAGCCUCUUAGGUUGUUCUGCCACAUAGGAACACCACCAGCCAUCAUGAGGAUAAGAUCAAAAUGCCUCACAUAAAAAUGACAAAUAUAAACUGAGGAUUUCCAGCAUUUAGUAUUUUUCAUAAUCUAGAUAUUUUGUUUUGUUUAGUGUAGGAUAAUGUUCAGUACCAAUGAAGGAUUUAUGCGUGUGUGUGUGUGUGUGUGUGUGUGUGUGUGUGUGUGUGUAUAAUAUAUAUAUAUAUAUAUAUAUAUAUAUAUAUAUAUAUAUAUAUAUAUAUAUAUAUAUAUAUAUAUAUAUAUAUAUAUAUAUAUAUAUAUAUAUAUAUAUAUAUAUAUUACAUACACAAAAUAUGUGUGUGUGUGUGUGUGUGUGUGUGCACAUAUAUAAACUGUAGGUAUAUAUAUAAAAUUGCAACAUGUUCUGUGAUGCGUAAAAGAGGGUGUCAAUAUUCCUUUGCUGGGAGUAUCCUCUCUUCCUCAGCAUAAACAGUGAGUUGCUUCAGUUUCCAGCCAGUGCAAUAAUGACGCAAGAUUUCCCUGCCAGUUGGAUGGAUGGAGAGCCUUGAUGCACAUGUACAUGCACACACUUUCUUGUCUGAGCCUCUCCAGCUUACCGCCCCCAUGAGUAUGUCAGCUGCAGGCAUUUAUUGCUGUGUACACUUCAACUAGCAGGAGCAUUAAUUAAAUGAAUAUCAAUUUCAAAAUUAAGAAACGAAACUCAUUAUCACACAGUUAGAUUAUUUUUUCUAUCCUUAGGAGUAUUUCUUUGUGAUCAGUUAUAUUUUUCCAGUCAUGGAUUUCUUUAGUGGCAGAAGAAACCUAUGAGUUAAAGCUUUCCUUAAAAGUGUGUGUGUGUGUGUGUGUGUGUGUGUGUGUGUGUGUGUGUUGUUAAAAUCAAGUAGAGGAAAUGGUGUCCACAUAAUGCAUAUUCUCUUGAAUUCAUUCACCGCGCCAUCAGAAAGUAAGCAUUUUGAAGCAUUCACUAGCUUAAGGCUGUAAUGUAGUCGCUUCUUGCUUCUAGGUUUGACACACUGUGGCAGCUGACUGCGGCUGCUUUGAAACUCUUGGAUCACAUGACUAGCAAAGAAUAUAUAUAUAUAUAUAUAUAUAUAUAUAUAUAUAUAUAUAUAUAUAUAUAUAUAUAUAUAUAUAUAUAUAUAUAUAUAUAUAUAUAUAUAUAUAUAUAUAUAUUCUUUGUUUUGAUCAAGUUAUUCAGUACUGAUAGACCUUAUUGUACAGUAUUCUUUUCAUGUAAUCUUUGUAAUUUCCCUUAUUAAUAACAGCUGUAAUUUAUCUUGUUAACCAUUGCUUGCAGAGUAUAUCCAACAGAACUAUUCUUUGUAUAGGAUGCAGGCUAGUACUUUCUGGGGAGAUAUUCUGGUCAAGCUGGUGAGCACUUGAAAAGGACCACAGUGAAACAAGAGCCAUACCAUCUUUUCUUCAGUCACCCUUUACUCUCUACCAAAAUCAACCUAAUUCUCUGGCUAAUAUGUCUCAGCACGUGAUAUUUUCACAAGUAUUUAUGGUUUCAUUAAGCUGAUGGCCUUCACUACACCUGGCAAGAACAAUACUUUAAUCCCCUGUAUUGACCAGUGAGGUUGUGCAUAGCUGUGGUGUGGAUGUGUUCAUUAUGUUAUGUAGAGGUGUGUUGCAUCCUCUUCAGUUCACCAACAGGUGAUACUGAGAAUAAUAGUAUAGACUGAGGGGUGAGGUGAUACUUUGCCAGCUGCACAGACUUUAGGAAUGACAGACCAAGUUAGCUAUAGCCAUAAUGGUGGAGCCUGAAGCCUCUCAGUGCUGCUUUGUAAAUGUGGCAAGAAAGGCAGCAUGUCUCCACUUUGCUCAUGAAUCAUAUCAUUGUCAGGUGUUAAGUGUAAUGCUGUGGAGAAAACAAAUAAUUAGUUGUUGAAGGUGGAAGGUGGCAGCCUCAAAACUCACUCAGCCCAUUCCUUGUCAACAAAAAUUAUUGUGCUUCAUGUAAGUUCAGUGGGAUCUGCUUGUUUAUUAAGAACAUUCAAUGUGAUAUUUUUUGCUAAGAAAAUUCAAUACUAUCACUGGUAUCAGCUGCAUUGUUUUCACCUCUGUGUUUGGUAACUGAAUCACAUUUCUUGUUAUCACUGUCAUGCAGUAUAUGCAAAAUUAAUUCUGUAUUGUAUAUGUUCCUUCCAACUAAAGUUUCAUAUUACAGGAGCAAAAUUUUCAAGGGUUUGUGUAGCCCAGUCAGAAGAUUCUUUUGUCUGUGUUGUCUAGUGAUACCCAUUCAAGCCAACUCUUGAUGCUUCAUUUUCAUGUCACCUUUAGAGAGAAAUCAAGAUUACUAAGAUCCCCAUAAAACAUGACUAUCUUAGGCAACAGUAUCUCUCUUUCUCUCUACUUUUCUGAGAAAAGACCUAUUGUGUGAAAAAAGUAAAUAAAAAAAUUAUAUUCCCAUAACAUCCAGACAGCUUUACUUUACACUUGUAGAUCAUUUACCAAAUGAAGACAUGUCGCAUUCACUUGUAAUCUGACUACCUGUAUAUUGUUGGAAGUGCCCGUCAUAUUAUUCUAGUGAAUAUUGUACUAUGUUUGCAGCUGAAAAGACUCUUGUGGUGCUGCUCCCUCCUGUUCUUGAGUCUAUAUCUCCAUGAAGUGCUUGCUUAACACUACUUAGAUUAUCUAUCAGUAAUGCCAGUGUGACCUUAAUGAAGUGGUGAAAAAGAUUCUGAAAAAAAUUGCCCUUGUUUUAUGGAUGUGUGAGGGUCUGCCUAGGCUCUGACAAGCUGAGUGGGUCAGUGCUGCCAGAAAGAAGUUACAAUUGCUAUGUGAAUUUUUCCCAUAUUACUGUUUUAUGACAGCAAAUUUUCUUUAGGGAAGAAAGAUCAUGUGCCUGAAGAUAAUUGUUCUUCCAUUAAACAUUUAACUUUAUUCCAUGCUUUGUAUGUGUGUGUGUGUGUUUUCAGUCUCACUUGCCAUGAAUUGGAUGGGAUAGGCAGGAGAUAACGUAUGGCAAAAUUAUAAAAAGAAAAGAAAAAACAAAUAAAUUUCUGUUCUAUUUAUAUUAUAAUUCUAAUAUUAGUCUCAGGAAUAUUUCAUUGCCACAGAAUAUUCCUUUUGGAUGUUUUUUGUCAUGACAGGUUUCAAUAAAGAGGAAAAGGCACUUCAGGCACAUAUUACUAACAGUGUGAAUGGAGAAAUUGUUAAACUUGUGGUAUGAGUUGUAUUCCAAGUAUUUGUUUAAUGAAGUGCAUGCUGUGUUAGUCAUUUAUGAAGGGUUUGUUGCUCACUCUAAGUUCCUUAUUUGUUUGUUUAUAUGUGUAAAUACUUUAGUGUAGCGCCAUACCAGUUGCACUCGUGUUGGUCAGGACCUUUCACCCCGAGCUCCAUAUUUAGUUUCAUAUACAGUGUGCGUAGUGGAGAAUGAGCAUACAUAACUAGUGUAAAUUAUUGUUAUUGUUUAAGGCAACUUAUAUCAAGUCAGGUUAGCUUCUAUGCUGUAUACAUUUUUUAAAUCAUGUGAUUUAAUGUAUGAUGGAGUCAUUAGGGAAGUGUUUGAAUUGCAUUGGGAUGGGUAAGAGCGGCAACAAUCAGCCUCAGCAAGUGUUGGGACUUAUUGCCUUUAUUUUCCUGCAACACAUCAUCCUUCAAAGUAAAAAGUUUAAAAUAUACCACUAAUAUUUCUUUGUUUCAAGAGCUUAAAUGCUUUGUAAAAAUUAUUAUCUCAUCACAGUUUGAAAAGUCAUGAAAAGGAAAAGUAUAGUGAGAGAGCAGAAAGGAAGCUUUUCCAAACUGAGGCUGAAGUGCCACAAACAGCAGCCAGCACAGAGGGACAGCAGUGGUGCCAGAAAGCAAUAGUACCCAUGUGUUGGCUGCCCUGUCCCAUACCAGGACGAGCCAGGCGGCAGAGUUCCAAAAGACUAUGAUGCUAACAUUCAAGGUGACAGUCAGUGUCUCAAAGGAAGAUGAGUAUCUUCUUGAGAGUUGGAAGACUUAAGUGUAGUGCAAUAAGUGCAAUACUUUACACGUCAUCAUGCUGAAGCCGGCACUUCUGCAGUCAUUUUCUCUGUUGCUUGGAAAAGUGAGUGACAGACAGUUUGUGUCCUCUUGAGUGUAAGGUUUACAUGCCAGUCCAUAUCAGGAAACCCACGGCAAUGCAGCAGAGAUUAUUGUGAGGUGAAUUGGCCCUCAGAAAAUUUUUGUAACAAUUAAGGGAGGAAACCAGUGUUAUGUUAUCUCUAAAGGGUGUAUAUUUUUAUUUUUUUCUGAGUAUAACCAGUGCCAAAUCUAUACUUUUGUUUCCCAACUGUCCCUCCCCCACUACAGCAGAGGUGCAGCCCAAGGUUAUGAAAUUAGUUCACCAUGACAAUCACCCUGCAUGGAGGCUCUGUGGUUGCCCCCAUUUGUUCCAUGUGUAAGGGAAACUAAAUUAAGGAUGGUGCAGUUGAUGAUAAUUGACCAUAACAGCACCAAACAUUAGAUCACCCAGGGUUGUGAGGGUGUGAGGGAGUUGCUGGCCAAGGCAAAAAUGCCACUUCAACUACAUUUGCUCUUUGGAACUUGCCUUCCACCCCCUCCCCCCCGAGAUGAUAUAUUCAUGCCUUAUUUGUGCUGUGUAACUGCAAGUUGUUUAUAAAAUUGUACAUAGCAAAACUAUUUUAACAGAUACAGGAAACGCGUUCUAGUGUAACUCGCACCUGCCCCCUUCCCUGGCAUCCCCCUCGUCACAGGGAAUAGUAAAGAGGAGGUAUUUGGUUUGGAGACUAUGCAUAUUAUAUCUAUUCUAAGUAUUGUAUUACAAGCUCUAUUACUUUGUUUUGUGUCCUUACUCUGCACUGCAAGGAAUGAGUCAUCAUUGAGAUGGAGCAUGAGAGAGGACUGUUUUGCAGAGCUGUGGUUUGCCAGUGCAGGAAAGCAUUGCCAUUGUGUUUGGGGUAUUUAUGGACCUUGUGUGAAGAUGUCAUAAUGAUGUGUUGAGAAUUAUAAUGAUGGGUUUUGAUGAUUUCCCUCUUCAAGUACUGAGUGUUCGUUCGUCUCUUUUAGUUACGUUUAUUUAUGACCAUGUAACGAGCCUUAACAAAACCAUGCGAUCAAUGCUGAUUUAUUAGUCAGUCAGUAUAAUGAUGCAGGAUGGGCACUGCAAGUUCUUUAUUUAUGUUUUCUGUCCUCAGGAUUCACUCUACAUCCCUCAUACUUUGGACUCUGUCUCUGCCUUUCUCAACAUUACUUCAGAUUAUCAUUCUUGAAAUUAUUUGCAUAGUUGGUGGCAUAAUUUUGAAAGAGGAAGUAGGAGGCAUGAAUUUAGGUCUUGCAGUGCCCACCAACUCUGGUCAUGUCCUUGUCAACCUGAUUCGGCCAGCGCCAGGCCUGAACAGCCUGGCCUUCUGUCCGGCUCACCAACUCCUCUAUUAAAAUGAAGAAACAAAAA